GAGUCGUCGGGCGUCUGUCUGAAUAGGGGGCUGAAAGCGGCAGGCUCAGAUUCCCGGAGGAGAAGGGAAAGGGGCGAAAGGGGGAUGUCCUUUCCUCUCGCUCGCCUGCCCCGCAGCUCCCGCCCCGGAAAAUGCAAAGGGGCUGUGCGAGCCUGCGGGAUUUCUGGAGGCCUCCGCCAGCCCCGCAGACAGUGGAAUGGCGUCAGGGAGAUGUUUGGGAUCGUCCUUAUGUUCCAUCAGAGGAGAAGCAGCCGCUCAGGGACUGGUGACCUUCGAGGAGGUGGCCGUGCGCUUCACUGAGGAGGAGUGGGCCUUGCUGGAUCGGGGCCAGCGAGCUCUGUAUAAGGCGGUGAUGCUGGAGAAUUAUGAGGCACUGACUUCUUUAGAAGCGCUUCUGAGUUCGAAACCAGACCUCAUCUGUUGGCUGGAAGAAGAAGAGGAAAAGGACCACCUUGUCUGGGGAGCUGCAGAAGAGGAGAGAUUAUCAGAUGAUGGGGUUUUGAUCAGCUGGGAAAAUUAUUUUCGACUGGAAAGUCCCAUGGCAGAAUUGGAAAUUGAGACCUUUCCAGAAAGAUGCCAGGAAAGGAUUUCCUUCCCAACCGUUGAUGGUGAACCGGAAGUGUGCCGUUCUGAAACGUCUAAGGACCAUUCGCACAACACCCAGUAUCCGUGUUUGGUCAAAGUAGAUCCUCGUUCGCUUCUCCCUCAGCUGGAGUUCUACACCCAGGCCCUGCGGGUCGUGUUCCAUUCGACGCUGAGCCUGUGCAAUGCCUACCUGUUCAGCAUUGGCAGGCAGCAGCGGCGGAGAGAACUGAUCGGCCAGUUUUUCCGGAAGUACUUCUUGAAAGCUAACAGGAGCCACCGCGUCCUCCGCAAAAGGAGGACCAAACGGGCCGCGGCGUUCCUCGCGCUGCUGGACAGCGGACCGAUCCCCCGGCGCUGGUGGGUGUCUCCCACGACCAGCCGCAAUUGGUGGGAGAACUUUGUUCAGGCGGACUCGGGCGACGAAAAGUGGAUCGAGCACUUCCGCAUGAGCAGAGGCACUCUUUUUGAAAUCGCGGACAUGCUCCGGCCCCAGCUGGAGCGGCAGAAGACCACCAUGCGGGAGGCCAUCUCCGUGGAGAAGCGCGUGGCCAUCGCUGUUUGGUGGCUCUCGAAUCUGGAGUGCUACCGCGAGGUUGCCACUCAGUUUGGGGUGGGGAGAUCCACCGUAGGAGAGAUCGUCUUGGAGGUCUGCUUCGCCAUCAAACAUCGGCUUGCCCACCGAAUCGUCUACUUGGGAGACUACCAGAAGAUAAUGGAUGGUUUUAAGGAGCUGGGAUUCCCUCACUGCAUUGGUGUCAUGGAUGGGACGCUUCUACCCAUUGUGACCCCUACGGGCCAGGCAGAGGAGUCUGCCAGCCGCAAGAAAUUCCACUCCAUCCUCCUCCAAGGAACAACGGACCAUACGGGCCGAUUUAUUGACAUCGAAGUCGGGUGGAGCGGGAAACACCACGACGUGUCCAUCUUCCGGAAAUCUGCACUCUGCCAGGGCAUGGAUAACGGCAGUUUUGUUCCGGGGAACCCCGUUAUCACCCUGGGGGACACAGAGGUGCCGGCGCUAAUCCUUGCCGACGGCGCGUACCCCAUGCGGAAAUGGCUCAUGAAACCCUACGAAGGCCACCUUGGCCCGAGGGAGACCCUGUUCAACAGCAUCCUUGCCCGUUGCCACGACGUGGUCGGGCGGGCCUUUGGCCGGCUGAAGGCCCGGUGGCAGUGCCUCACCAAUCGGCUGCCGGUGGCGGAAGAGAACGUGGUGCCGGUGGUGACCGCGUGUGCCGUCCUGCACAACAUUUGCGAGACCAAGGGGCAUGCGCUGCAGGAAGGCUUGGACAUCCCUGACCAUAUACUGUUACCCGACUACAACGAGGAGGAAUCCUGUCCGUGUAACAACAGGGAUGUGGAAGAGGGGGAAGUGGUGCGCGAUGCAAUCACUGCGCUCCUGGUUCCCUGGCUCCUGAAGCAGCACCUGCACAAUGCCAGGAGGCUGUCGGAAGCGAAGUGGGAGGCGGCGGAAGAGAACCUCAGGGAGGCAGGCUCAGUCGGGAAGGAUUCCCACGGCCGGAUGAGCAGAGGCAGACGAAGCUCCCGCAAACACACCCCAGCCCCCUUUGCCAUGGAGAAGCCGUUUGAAUGCUCCGAGUGCGGGAAACACUUUGCCACCAGCUCGCAUCUCAUCAACCACAAGCGUGUGCACACCGGGGAAAAGCCCUACAAGUGCUUGAGCUGCGGGAAAAGCUUCACGGAGAGAGGCAACCUGCUGAAACACCAGAGGAUGCACACCGGCGAGAAGCCGUACGGGUGCUCCGACUGCGGGAAGGCCUUCGGCAUCAGCUCGCAGCUCAUCAGCCACAAGAGGGUCCACACCGGCGAGAAGCCGUACGAGUGCCUAGACUGUGGCAAAUGCUUCUGCACCAGCUCGCAGCUUGUCCGCCACAGCAGGGUUCACACGGGGGAGAAACCCUACGAGUGCUCGGAGUGCGGGAAAACUUUCAGCCAGAGAUCCUACCUCGUCGGCCACGAGAGGACCCACACAGGGGAGAAGCCCUUCGAGUGCUCACGGUGUGGAAAGUGGUUCUCGCACCGCUCGGACCGCCUGCGGCACGAGAAGAUCCACACCGGGGAGAAGCCGCACAGGUGCGCCGACUGUGGCAAGGGCUUCAACCAGAGGGGCUCGCUCAUCACGCACCAGAGAACCCACACGGGGGAGAAGCCUUUCGAGUGCUCCGAGUGUGGGAAGAGCUUCAAUGACCGGGGCUAUCUCGUCACCCACCGGAGAACCCAUACAGGGGAAAAGCCAUACGAGUGCACGGACUGCGGGAAGAGCUUCAGCCGGACGUCCCACCUGACUGCUCAUAAAAAGACGCAUGUGGGACAGGAGUCCUAGCGUGCAUGGGCAGCUGGCUGGGUGCCUGGACCGGGGCGCUUCCUCCUUCACGGGAGGCGGCCUGCCUGCACUCGCCCGUUUCCUGCUGGGGAAACCGUGCUGGCAGUGGCUUUGCCAUCGCGUGUACCAAGUGCUGGACUCACCUCGGGCCCGAUCCAGCAGGGCGUUUCUCACAUCCUUGCGGGUGACUUUGGGCCAGUCACAGACCCUCAGCCUAGCCUACCUCACAGGGCUGUGGGAGUAUAUGAGGAGGGGAGGAAUUAUGUGCACUGCACUGGAUUUCUUGCGAGAAAAAACAGGGUGAGAUCCAAAUGUACUAAUAAAGAGGGAAGGGAGCAGUGGA
This is a messenger RNA of Varanus komodoensis (Komodo dragon), 3269 nucleotides long. RefSeq lists its product as uncharacterized. The coding region runs from base 197 to 2926 and encodes 909 amino acids. Gene Ontology annotation, biological process: regulation of transcription by RNA polymerase II. The transcript is spliced from 9 exons. Gene Ontology annotation, molecular function: DNA-binding transcription factor activity; RNA polymerase II cis-regulatory region sequence-specific DNA binding. Lineage: Eukaryota; Metazoa; Chordata; Lepidosauria; Squamata; Varanidae. The record is from RefSeq and is a predicted model, not a curated record.